UAGCAGUGUGACCAGACUGCCAGAAAUCUCUGCAAUUGGACAAUUUCUUUGUAAAAUUAUAACUUUGAAAGUGUUUUCGUCACUUUACUUCAAUUUAGACAACAAUUGAAGUCAGAUUAUAGGGUUUGCCAGCUACAUCAUCCAUGUGGAGAUCGAAUACCCAGCAGUAAACGCGCUAGAAAUUCAAUUCCCGAGGUGAAAGCAGCAGAAACAUCAUCGUCGAGCAGCGAAACCACCUCAAAAGGGGGAGGCGCCUUUCUGCUGCUGCUGCUACUGCUUGUCCACUUGGGCCACAUAUCAAUGCAAAACAAUGGAAAUCAAUUGAGGCAACACAUUAAUCACAGGCAGUAGUGCGGUCGUGGAGCGAAGGGGGGUGCUCAAGCGGAUUCGUAUACAGAAAACAAAUGUGAAUUUCCAGACCACCAGCCACCCAGGCGAAGUGUAUUGCGAGCGAGCGCAGGCAGUGUGUGUGUAAAUGCGUGCUACGGUCGGUCUUAUGCUGUCUCAUGGUAGCGUGGAGCCAGUUAUGUCACGACCCGACUACGAACAGAAUGCCCUGCAUCACAGCUCUCUGCUGGUGCUGCUGCGUGGUGUGGGACCCUCGCGGGCACGCAUCCUCCAGCGGGCCUUUGAGAAAGUGCGACGUGUCAACAGCAUCAAAGUGAAUGAUUCCAGUGGCAAUACACGCACAAUUUGGGUGCGCUUCAUCCAUGAUCAUCCCGUGGAGCAUAAUGAUUGGGGCGACUUUCAGACACAUCGCCGCCUGCUGGGCCUCGUCACCAUUGGCAAGUUUGACAAUCAACCAGAGCUGAAUGAGCUAUGUCGCCAGCACGAGUCCCUGAAGGUGCGCUAUGGCAGCACUCUCUACGAAUCCCGUGCCAUAUUCUUUGGUCCCGACGAACCCAAUGGCCUGGAGACCAUUGGCGAGGAGAAAUCGACAACACCGCGUCGCCUGCAGGAUGACUAUACGACGCCCUCGAACUUCAAGUCGCAGGCGUUCUUCUAUCGCGAACAGGACUCCUGUGCGGAUCUCGAGUCACGCAUUGGAGACUUUGUCAGCGCUCUGUUUUGGGUGCUCGAGUCGCGGCGCCUGGAGCGUUCGCGGGAGAAGGCGGACAAGGUGAGCCUGCUGCUGGCGCCCUUCGAGAAGCGCGACUUUGUCGGCCUGGACAUGGAGUCGCGAAACAAUCGGAAACGUUGCGUGGGCCGUGUAAUGAAGAAUCUGGCUGACUUGUCGCUGCAAGCGGGCCUCGUCGAUGAUGCACUCAGUCUCUAUCAUAAUGCCAACGAAACGUUGAGAUCUGUGGGCGAUUCCCUGUGGGUGGGGGCCACCGAGGAGGGUCUGUGUGCGGCAUCGGCCAUGCUGUUGUAUCCGCAAAUGCGAGAGAUUGAGACGCUGCAUAGAAACUCGUCGCUGCAGGAGGCGGGCACCUCCCCGCUGAGGCAUACUCCCGAGAAAUGGCGCGCCAGCGAUGCCACCAAAAAGGUCACCACUGCACCCGACACGACGAAUGGGGAGGCAACAGCCCAGCAGCAGCAGCAACAGCAGCAGAGGCUCACCUCGAAUUCAUCUUCCUGCUCAUCGGUAUCUUCCUUGGUGACGACGGCCAACAAUUCCUCGGCCUCGGACACGCCAACCACUUCAUCCACGACCACCUCUUCCACAUCCACAAUAUCGGCAGCGCCGCUGGGCGGCAACCAACGCAACGGAGAGCUGCCCGGCAACAUACUCAAGGCGGAGGAGAUCACCAACUACUAUCGCAAGGCCAUCAUCAACUACAGCAAGUACCGGCAUGCGGCCACCAUUGAAACGGAGGCGGCACUGAAGGCCUCUCGCAUCUGCAUCGAACAGAAUCGACCGCUGGACGUGGCCAUGUUCCUGCAGAACAUUCUCUACAUCAAUCUGAGCAUGAGCGAGCCGGAGCGCGUCAAGCGAUUCGAGAUCAUUACGGAUCUGUAUCAGCAGAUUGGAUACCAGCGGAAGGCGGCCUUCUUUCAACGGCUGGCGGCGCUGAAGCAUGUCCAGCAGGGCAGCCAGGCGCCGGAUUGGAAUCAAAGCUAUCGCUUGAUGCUGGGCAGCUUUACGGGCUAUUUGCUGUGCCUGGAUCCGCUGGAAGUGGUGGAGAAUGCUGCCGGCUGGCCGGCACUGCAGAUUGAUUUGGUUCAGAGUCUGAUCACGGCUGCCCGACGAUUGGGACACUCGGCCCUGGCCACGCGCCAUAUGACGUUCCUGCUGCAGACCCAAUGGGACAAUAUGUCGCCUACAGAACAAAGCGAAAUGGCUAUACAAUUGCAGAAUCUAAGCGCCCAGUGUGAGGGCUCGCCUGUGCCGCUGGUGCUGGAGAAUGGCACUGUGAUACCGCCCGCCAAUUUGACAGAUUUGCCGUACUGCCUGGACUUUCAGGUCAAGGAUCUGCCGCCCCAUUUGCGGCCGCAGCGUAUCAAGGUAGCCAAGGCGGACAGCGGACCGUUUCUGUUCACGCCCAUACACUUUAAUUCCGUGGAUAGAAGGGACAAGAAGAAGGAUAAGAAUAAAAUAGCUUUCUCGUGGGUUCAGAACGAUCUGAGCGAGGUCUGUGUGCGUUUGAGGAAUCCCCUGCCAUUCGAGCUGACCGUCACCGAUAUGCGACUGCUGACGAAUGGCGUUGUGUUCGAGUCGCUGCCCCAGACCAUUGUCCUGCAGCCGCAUGUGCCCACCUAUGUGCCGUUGCAUGGCACGCCCAUUGAGACGGGGCAGCUGGAUCUUCAGGGUUACAGUACGCACACGCUGGGCGUCAAGUCCAAUUGCCGCCUGAAGCAUAUGCGCGGGCGCAGCUUUCCGCCCAACUAUCUGGUGGAGGUGAUACCGGCCCUGCCGCGAAUAGCUGUGAAAACUUCGCUGCCACAGACGGCCACAUUUAGCAACAUGAAUAGUGCGGAUAUUGUCGUCACCUCGGCCAGCCUCACGCUGUACAAUGGGGAAUCCUCCAGCUGCACCAUUACCAUUACCAAUGAGAGCGCCACCCUGCCGCUGGAACAUCUGGAGGUGAACAUUAAUUCCAAUGUAGAGCAGGAGCUGCAAAAGAAGAUCUUUCGCAUAGAUGAAGAGGCUUUGCUGGCCAAGCUGCCUGUUCCGCCACAGGGUACCAUUGAUUUUGUGGUGGAAGUGUAUGCCGAAGCGGAUUUCGUUUGCCCACAGCCACCUCCGUCAUCGGUGGGGGGGCAUUUCAGUGCACCAGCGGCUGGUGAUUACUCCCUGAUGUCCGCCUCGGGGCACGCCAGUCUGCCCUCGAGAGUGGGCUCACCGCAGCAUCGCCGCCACGAGCCGCAAACCUCCAGCUUCCGCUCAACCAUGUCCGGUGGGCAGCCCUCGCUGGCGGCAUUGAGCCUGCAGCCAGGUCCCUCCAGCCUUGGUUCGCAGUAUUCGCAGCACAUUGAGGCGCAGGUACGCUUGAAAUACUCCGGAGGAGAGGCACUGACGGCUGGGUAUUGCCGCCAAUGUGCGGUGUCCUUUAAUCUGGAGCUGCUGCCCAGUGCACAAAUUACCAGCUGGGAUGUCCUGCCAGCCGAAAUAGCUUCCCAGUUCUAUCUGGUGCUGGACAUUUCCAAUCUAACCGCUCAGGAGAUGUCGCUCAAUUACACAGACAACAAGAAUAUACUCAUCGAGGCCAAAGAGAGCUGCCGUGUGCCCAUACCAGUGGAUCGUUGCUCCCUGGAGCAAGUGUGUGCGGCACGGGCAGCCGAGGUUGCGGAGAAUCUAGAGAGAGAACUCUGUUUUCGCACGCAGCUGCUGUCGUUUAAUGAUGCUCUGAGCAAACUCUGCUCGGAGCAUAUAGCCGAGCGGGUGAAAAUCAAUUGGCUGCUGACUGGAACCGAUAUCCAGGGCAUUGCCUCCCUGCGUGGCAUAGUCCUAACGCAGUCCAUGGUGGAUCUCACUGCUGUAUCGCCCCUGCUGUGGUCUAUUAGCUUUCAGGAUACGCCUGUGCAGCCGCACAGCGAACUUGUGUGUACGGUGGGUCAGCGUGCGCUGCUUAGCAUACAGCUGACCAAUGAUUCGAUGCAGCCGCUCAAGAAUCUGGUGUUGAGCAUCAAGUUCUAUCAGGAUUAUUUAAAUGGAAUGGAGAAUUACAAUCUGGAGACACGCGUGGCCUUCUCGGGGCCAAAUCGAAUUGCCAUUCCCAUUCUGGAGAAACAGGAGCAGAGGCAGCACACUUGCUCUGUGAUAUUCUUUACGCCUGGACGCUUCAAGGCGGGCAUUGAGUGCACCACCAAUCCGCAACAGCAACAGCCGACGUCAGCACGUUCCUGUCCGAGUGCCACAAAUAUUGUUGGAGGUCAAUUAGAUAUGUUCUCGUCCAGCUAUGAUGAGCAGCAGGCGCAUGUUUGGAAAUUUAUACCGCCCAUUGAGGUGACCGUUGUUGAGCAGUGAAAAUCGGACUUGUUAAUGUCUCUAGUUUAAUUUCGUUAUUACAUACACAUGUGUAUUUAUGUGCGUGUGUCUCUUGUGUGUAUAUGUAAUGGCUAUAUACCCCCACAUAUAGUUGGAUUCGCGCUCUGUUAUACCCCUAGGCUUGUGGUAAUAUCAAAAGCAAUUAAAUCGAGUAAUAAAUACGCAUAAAUUGUAUAUAAUUAAGCUCAAAACAUACAAAAACAAAACAAAAAAACAAAAAACGUAUAUAUACCACAACUAAAUGCUUGAUAGAGAAAAUGGCCAUAAUAUAAAAUCAUAUAGUCCAUAUAUCCUAUAUAUAUAUCCAGAGUUAUACAGCUUUAGGCUUGUAAAGUGGUGUAUUUAUAUAUAUAUAGAUAGCAAAUGUUUCGCGCACUAAAAACAAAAAGCCACUCCAAGCAUUAUACAUUUUGAUAACAAAUUCGUAUUUACAAAUAUUUUUAUACAAAAAAAGCAAAUGCAAAUGCAAGGGAAAAAAACUACUGCAAAAAUCAAUUGACACGGGGGGCAAUACAGACAUGGAAAUAAGAUUAAGAAUUGUUGCUACCUUCUCGAAGGAUCUAAGAUAAUUUAUGCCAAUGAAUGUGUGAAUAAUUUGUAGUGUGUAAAGUAAAUGCAAUAAAACUGUAUUUGACAAAACAUAGUACAACAAAAAUAAAAACAAAUACGAGUAUAUAAACCCCUAUCC
Messenger RNA from Drosophila obscura, 5117 nucleotides. It is a transcript of the gene brun, whose product is annotated as protein brunelleschi. Gene Ontology annotation, cellular component: trans-Golgi network. The record is from RefSeq and is a predicted model, not a curated record. The transcript is spliced from 10 exons. NCBI's taxonomy places the organism in Eukaryota, Metazoa, Arthropoda, Insecta, Diptera, Drosophilidae. The coding region runs from base 476 to 4408 and encodes 1310 amino acids.